Egretta garzetta (little egret) is the source of this 1497-nucleotide messenger RNA. RefSeq names its product scavenger receptor cysteine-rich type 1 protein M130. Lineage: Eukaryota; Metazoa; Chordata; Aves; Pelecaniformes; Ardeidae. The record is from RefSeq and is a predicted model, not a curated record. The coding region runs from base 1 to 1497 and encodes 498 amino acids. Gene Ontology annotation, cellular component: membrane. The transcript is spliced from 7 exons.
AUGCUCCUAACUGGUCCUGUGUUGCUGUUUGAAGGAUCUAUGGAGGUGAGGCUGAAGGAUGGCGGUGGGCGCUGUGCUGGGAGAGUGGAGGUGAAACAUGAGGACCAGUGGGGGACCGUAUUUGGUGGCUACUGGAACAUGGAAGAUGCUGCAGUGGUUUGUAAGCAGCUGGGCUGUGGGUCUGCUCUUGAAGCUCCUCAGUACGGACACUUUGGGUCAGGAUCUGGCCGCACAUGGCUGUCUGAUGCUGGCUGUCGUGGCACCGAGUCUGCCCUGUCUGACUGUGCACACGGUGGAUGGGGUAAAUACACAUGGGAUCACAGAUUUGAUGCUGGAGUGAAGUGUUCAGGAUUUGUCCAGCUGGUCGGAGGGGACAGCCGUUGCUCAGGACGUGUGGAGAUCCAUGAUGGGGACCAGUGGAAAACUGUCUGUGACUCAGACUUUGGUCCCAAAGCUGCCAACGUCGUCUGCAGGGACCUGCAGUGUGGCGCAGCCCUGUUCGUCCGUGGGGCAGCUCCCUUUGGAGAAGGGGUUGGUCCCAUCUGGGACAGAGAGCUGCAGUGUGCGGGGAAUGAAUCCUUCCUAAUGUUCUGCCCAAGGGGAUCCCCCAGAGACCAGCCUUGCACGCGUGCGAAUGCUGUCAGUGUCACCUGCACACGGUUCAGGCUGGUGAAUGGCAGCACGGCAUGUGAGGGGAGGGUGGAGGUCGAGGUGCUGGGGACCUGGGGCACCCUCUGUGCCUCCCACUGGGAUCUCUCAGAUGCGCACGUUCUCUGUCAUCACCUCAACUGCGGCUUUGCUGAGUCCAUUCCCAGAGGAGGGCAUUUUGGGAGAGGAAUAGGACCUGUCUGGAGAGACUCAUUUCACUGUGAUGGGACUGAAACCCACCUGGGACAGUGCCCCAUGACAGCCCUGGGGGCCUCGCCGUGCUCCCAUGAGAACAAUGCUGCUGUCAUUUGCUCAGAUCCCACACGGGGCCGUACAACUGGCAGCGGGAGACUCUCACUGCCCAUCAUCAUGUGCAUCAUCCUGGGGGCCCUUGUCUGCCUUCUCCUGGCCCUCCUGUCCGGGCAAGUGCGAAGCGCCAGGGCUGGGCACAGAGGCUCUGGGAGAGACUGGGAGCCCUUCCCUGAAGCCGUCUAUGAGGAGAUCAGGUACAGCCCGGCAUGGGGGAAGCAGGAAAGGUUCAGUGGCUCAGGCUCCUGUUCUGAGGGAACCCUGACCAAGCUGCAGCCCUGCCCUGGGGACAGCAAGGAGGAGGAUGGUCCGGGACCAGCACCAGAUUUCCCUGUCCUGCCCAGGGGUGACCCAGCGGAUGGCUAUGAUGAUGCCAGGGAGGUUUCUGAGCCUGGCAAGGAUCCUGCCUCUGGGCAGGGAGACUUCGAAAUGCCCAGGGCAUCAGAAGAGGCAGCAGGAGCCAGGAAUGGCCCCGGAGGGAUGGUGCUGCUGGUUUAUGAGGUGCCAUCCCUGGUGUGGGAUGAAUCACUGCUGUCCUGA